AUGGGUGAAACUUCUAUUGCAUCCCGAACAAGCGUGCGAUUUUUCACCACUAUGAGUCAUCAUAUGUCUAACCCAACCCGAUUGAUCGGUAAACUUCUUCCCAUAUCUCGAACAAGAGAACGGCCUCUCACCAGCGUGAAUCCUCAUAUGUGUACGCAG
Molecule: messenger RNA, 159 nt
Organism: Loa loa (African eye worm)
Lineage: Eukaryota; Metazoa; Nematoda; Chromadorea; Rhabditida; Onchocercidae
Exons: 1
Source: RefSeq, a predicted model, not a curated record